GCAGGCAGACUCCCAACAACUGCGCCACCAGGGAAGCCCUGUGCUUUCAUUUUUAAAGAUGGAAACACAGAAAUGCUUGGCCAAAAUUGUGGUGGUCUUUGUGUGUUGCUUUGUCUUCUUCUGGUUUCCAAAUCACAUCCUUUACAUGUAUAGGUCUUUCAAUUAUAAUGAGAUUGACCCAUCUCUAGGCCACAUGAUUGUCACCUUAGUGGCCUGCGUUCUGAGCUUUUGCAGUUCUUGUGUCAAUCCAUUGCUCAGUGAAAGCUUCAGGAGGCACUUCAAUAGGCAGCUCUGUUGUGGAAGGAAGUCUUAUCAAGAGAGAUCAAGUACCUACCUACUCAGCUCCUCCGCAGUGCGUGUGACAUCCCUGAAAAAAAAUGCUAAGAAUAUGGUGACCAAAUCUGUAUUACUUAGUGGGCACAAUGUGAAGUAGGAAAUGGCACUGUGAUUUUGGCCAUUCAACUCACUACCUGAAAAGAACUUACUCUCGUAUCUCUAUUGAGUAAAGCAAAACUAAACAAUUCUUUCUUUUUUACUAUAUCUCAGCUCAUUCAUUGAACAGUUUCAUGAUUGACUCAGAAAAAGCAAGUCAAACAGAGUUACCAUUUUUCACUGAACAAGACUUUAAAUGACAU
Messenger RNA from Kogia breviceps (pygmy sperm whale), 635 nucleotides. Lineage: Eukaryota; Metazoa; Chordata; Mammalia; Artiodactyla; Physeteridae. The record is from RefSeq and is a predicted model, not a curated record.